Messenger RNA from Zeugodacus cucurbitae (melon fly), 1709 nucleotides. RefSeq lists its product as uncharacterized. The transcript is spliced from 2 exons. Lineage: Eukaryota; Metazoa; Arthropoda; Insecta; Diptera; Tephritidae. The record is from RefSeq and is a predicted model, not a curated record. Bases 434 to 1684 code for a protein of 416 amino acids. Gene Ontology annotation, molecular function: metalloendopeptidase activity. Gene Ontology annotation, biological process: proteolysis.
UGCUUAUCACCAAAACAGCGGAGAUAAUUGUGUAGAAAUGAAGCUCGCUUGCUCGUUCGAUUAGCUAAAGUACGCAGAUUAGCGCCACAGCAUGUCAGUGGCAAGUGGCGACGAGUGGUAGCAACAUUUACAUAGUGUCAACGCGGGUAUCACGCUGAAAAUAAUAAAGUGAAAAUCGCGCACAAAAACUUAUAAAUAUUUUCAAUAAAGAGUGACGGAAGGGUGAAGACACCACAAGUCACACACUCUUUGUAAAUAACCGAAUAAUUGCCAAAGUUUUUGACACAAAUCAAAAUUGAGUUUGUACCAAAGCGCUGACCCACAAAGUGUGGUUUGUCAAGUGUCAGCACUGCGCUUCGUAAAGUUGAGUAAACUAUUAACAGUUUAUGUGAGUGAGAGUGACGUGUGUGCAUUAGAUUUGUGAUUCAUAACAAUGUUUUCGCUUGACAAGCACAUUCAUCAAAGUCCGCGCGGACAGAGACGAAGCUCCCUUUUAGCACAUAGCCUCCUGCUAUGCACUUUGUUGGCGCUAAUGUUUUGCCUCCACGUGAGCGCUGACGAUUUGCGAGCAUAUAAAUAUGUAUCCAGAGCGCGUGAGCGACAGCUGGAGAAUCUUGCGAAACGCAUAAAUGAAUCCGUUAACCCAAAUCGGUAUCCUUGUGAGAGUUUCUACGAUUAUGUCUGCAGUUAUAGUAAACCGCUAUUCACGAUAUUAGGUCAUUUGCCCGAACUCGACGAUAUCAUGAAAUUAUCCACCGAACUGCAGCAAGAUCCCGAGAAGUUUACGGCCAAAGACAAGAUGUUGACUUUCUUCGUUUCCUGCACCGCAAAGAAAUUGCUCGAGGACUGCUAUCGCGAAACAUUUGAGCACUUUAAGCCCGUCUUUGGUUAUAUCAUAAACAAGAAUCACAUCGGUGGCAAUUCUGUCGAACAUCAGACGUUCCUCCAACUACUGGAUACCUUUCUUUAUAAGGCGGCGCAAACGCACAAUUUCAUACAUCAUCCGAUACGCCAUCGCUUGCUGACAUUGAAAGAGAAAUUCCGCAUGCCGCAGCUCUAUUUUCGGCCGCACGAAUUAAGCGAGGAAUACGAACCGCUGAUGAUGUAUCCCGAGAGUUAUAAGCAUAAUGUGCGUAAUUUAGAGUUGCAUCGCAGACGCAAUUCCACCUAUGAGUUGGGUGUUGAGCGCAUUAUGCUGGAUUGGACAUUGUAUUUGUAUCAGAGCCGCAAUAUGCCCAUGUCCUACUACUAUCCCACAUUGAAUGUGCAUCUCUGGAUGACAUUGUACAACACGACGGAGCGUGAUCGUGAGCCGAAACGUGUGCAUGAGCUUGCCGAGUGCUUGAAAUUGCCACCGUAUGUGCAUGUGUUGGACGAAGCGCGCGUACUGGCUCUAGUCUAUUUGAAGGCUUUCCAAAAUGCCUGGGUUGAUUAUAGCACUUGGAUUAAACCCGAUCGUGCGAGCAUAAACAAUGAGAUCUAUGAUCAUGAGAACCGAAUACUCUCGCGCUACAAGUUGGAUAAUAAGAAGGUGUUCUUCAUUUUGUACGCGCAGAAUUUUUGCGAAUUCGGCAAAGAGCUGUCGGAGAAUAUCUUCUAUUUGGGCAUGAAACAGAAUCGCGAUUUCGCUGAUAGUUUUGAUUGUGUAUUUGCACCGGAACCGCGUAUGCCUUGUAAUGUAUAAUUUGUAAAUAUAUACUUUCAAUCUA